Messenger RNA from Lingula anatina, 818 nucleotides. Its product is annotated as organic cation transporter protein-like. The record is from RefSeq and is a predicted model, not a curated record. Gene Ontology annotation, cellular component: membrane. Gene Ontology annotation, biological process: transmembrane transport. NCBI's taxonomy places the organism in Eukaryota, Metazoa, Brachiopoda, Lingulata, Lingulida, Lingulidae. Gene Ontology annotation, molecular function: transmembrane transporter activity.
GUGCGCCUGGCAUUAUGGGUAAAUUUUAGUGUACUCAUUGUAUUAGUUUAGCAAUCAACACCUGCUGACCAGUUUCCCAUUUCAACAGCAAAAUGAAUUUCGAUGAAUUUCUCAAGAUACUUGGCGAGUUCGGUACGUACCAACAACGCAGAUACGCUUUGAUAUGCAUGAUAACUUUCUACUCAGUAUUAUCCACAUUGGGCAUAGUAUUUUACGGGGCCGAACCAGAACACCAUUGUAAAAUACCUGCGGCACAGGUAGAACACGUGACUAGGCUGUAUGGAAAUGUUACACGUGAAGAGCUUUUAGAGCUGUUUGUACCGUACACAAAGGAAGGAAAGCGCAGUGGUUGUGAACUGUAUCGCGUUGACGAAAAGUACCUGAAUUCUACACUUCCUACAUUGCCAAAUAGCAGUUUCUCGUCCGCCCCACCUGACGAAAAUAGAGUUCUAAAUGGAAGAAUGAUAACAUUUAAUGAUUCAGUUAAAUCGGUCUUUCAUAUCCCCUGGAAUCAAGCUUCUGGAGAGAAGAGGGAAACUUAUAACUGCCCCGGACAAAGAGUAUACAGCAAGAACAUCUAUGAAUCUACCAUUGUUUCUGAGUUUGAUCUUGCGUGUGAGAACGCAUGGCAAACCGACACCUGCAGUUCGGUUUUCUACGUCUUUAAACCGCUGGCAAUGCUGGUGACGGGAUUGCUGUCAGACAGAUUCGGACGUCGCCCUGUAUUCCUGAUUGGCAUUAUAAUACUGGUGGCGUCGGGGAUUUCAUCGGCGUUUGCUCCGAAUAUGUCGGCGUUUUGUGUCCUUUACGUCAUCUAG